AGGAGAAACCGAGACCCAGACUCACUGCUCCUAAGAUCCCGGAAGGGGAGAAAGUAGACUUCGAUGACAUCCAGAAGAAGCGCCAGAACAAGGACCUCAUGGAGCUGCAGGCUCUCAUCGACAGCCACUUUGAGGCUCGGAAGAAGGAAGAGGAGGAGCUGAUCGCUCUCAAGGAGAGAAUCGAGAAGCGGCGUGCGGAGCGAGCCGAGCAGCAGAGGAUCCGGGCCGAGAAGGAGCGGGAGCGCCAGAACCGGCUGGCGGAAGAGAAAGCCCGGAGGGAGGAGGAGGACGCCAAGAGGAGAGCGGAGGACGACCUGAAGAAGAAGAAGGCCCUGUCCUCCAUGGGCGCCAACUACAGCAGCUACCUGGCCAAGGCCGACCAGAAGAGAGGCAAGAAGCAGACGGCCCGGGAGAUGAAGAAGAAGGUUCUGGCAGAGAGGCGCAAGCCGCUCAACAUCGACCAUCUCAGCGAAGAUAAGCUGAGGGACAAGGCCAAGGAACUCUGGGACACCCUCUACCAACUGGAGAUCGACAAGUUCGAGUUUGGCGAGAAGCUGAAGCGCCAGAAAUAUGACAUCACCAACCUCAGGAGCCGCAUCGAUCAGGCCCAGAAGCAUAGCAAGAAGGCCGGAGCCCAGCCCAAGGGCAAGGUCGGAGGGCGCUGGAAGUGAAGCAGCCAGGGAAGCUUCCGGAGGCAGAGACCCUCGGCCCGUGCAGCCCACGCAGCCGCGCCCGGCCCCCAGACCCACCCCCGGGCACCCCCCACGUCUCUGUCCUUGCUG
Molecule: messenger RNA, 782 nt
Organism: Panthera uncia (snow leopard)
Lineage: Eukaryota; Metazoa; Chordata; Mammalia; Carnivora; Felidae
Gene: TNNT3
Product: troponin T3, fast skeletal type
Exons: 9
Coding region: 99-671 (190 amino acids)
Biological process (GO): muscle contraction; sarcomere organization; regulation of muscle contraction
Cellular component (GO): troponin complex
Molecular function (GO): troponin I binding; troponin C binding; tropomyosin binding
Source: RefSeq, a predicted model, not a curated record